AAAUUAAGAAAAGAGAGAGUUUACUUAGCCCUCAACAAAGCUGAACUGUUCAAAGAUAGUGUCAAGUUUUUUGGUCAUGUGAUAUCAAGAGAUGGUUUCAAACCAGUUUUAGAUAAGGUGGAAGCAAUUAACAACCUACCAAUUCCCACUACUGUCACAGAAAUAAGAUCUUUUCUUGGAAGUUGUAACUACUUGAGGAGGCUCAUUCCAAACUAUUCCGAACUCACAGCCAGAUUAGCAGCUCUCACAGGUAUUAGAACAACGAGAAUCACAAUCACAGACGAGAUAAAAGAAGACAUCAAACGGUUAAAGCAAGCAAUCACUUCAGCCCCGGUUAUAGCUAAACCCGACUUCACCAAAUCAUUUGAUGUUUACAUCGAUGCAAGUGACAUAGGUACAGGUUGCGUUAUCAUGCAAGAUGAUGGUAAUGGUAACAUUAGGCCGAUUCUUUACGAUAGUUGUCGAUUCAACAAGUUCCUAAGAAAUUACUCGACAACCGAUAGAGAAUUUCUAGCACUCAUCAAUGUAUUGGAUAGACACGGUUACAUGUUGAAAGAUAAGAAGUUCAGGUUGUUUACAGAUCACUUAAACUUGACAUAUUACGAGGAAUUGAAAGAACCAACCAAGAGAAUCAUUAGGUAUUUAGACAAAGCGAGUGAAUAUAAAUUCGAGGUAAUUCACGUCAGAGGAGAGGAUAACAACAUAGCAGAUAUGUUGAGUAGAGAUGGAACAUUCGAUAGCACAUGGGAACCAGAAUUCAUUGAUAAAAUCAACAAGGAAUACGUUGAAUUUGAAACGAAAGAAUCUGAGUGGUUUGAUACUUUCAAGUCAAGACAGGAUGUCGUCAACGUAGAUGGGUUAUGGUAUCUCAUAGACGCCAAAACAGGAUCCAAGAGAUUACUACUGGUAGAUAAAGAAACAAUUAAUCUAAUAUUAGAAGAAGCUCAUUCAACAAUUUACUCUGGUCACUCAAGUAAGAAUAAGAUGGUUGAUAAACUCAGAUAUAAUUACUACUUUCCAAAGUUUAUCAAUCAAAUAAAACGAUUCGCCGAAUCGUGUACUGAGUGCCAGAAGAACAGAAUCGAAAGAGCCAAGAGUGGUUUUCUUAAUCCACUCCCGAUACCAUCUAGACCAUGGAUUGACAUAUCAAUGGAUUUCCUUAAUCUUCCAAAAUAA
This is a messenger RNA of Dictyostelium discoideum AX4, 1176 nucleotides long. RefSeq lists its product as hypothetical. The annotation marks the transcript as partial. The record is from RefSeq and is a predicted model, not a curated record. Lineage: Eukaryota; Evosea; Eumycetozoa; Dictyosteliales; Dictyosteliaceae. The transcript has a single exon.